Messenger RNA from Tachyglossus aculeatus (Australian echidna), 1440 nucleotides. RefSeq lists its product as uncharacterized. Lineage: Eukaryota; Metazoa; Chordata; Mammalia; Monotremata; Tachyglossidae. The record is from RefSeq and is a predicted model, not a curated record. The transcript has 2 exons. Bases 127 to 1209 code for a protein of 360 amino acids.
GCGAGAGAAAAAAGGAGGAGAGCUCACAAGUAACUAUAGGAGGCAGGGAGUGCCUGUUCUUCCUUUGUCCCAUUCCUCCGCUCAGCAGGCAAGAGUUGCCAGGCUUAGGGCAUCCACAUUGGAAACAUGAUGUCCUGCUGCUUCCUGUGGGCCCCAACCCUGCUCUCCAUUGCCUUGACCAUGAGCAGCAUCACCCCUGCUCCCUCGGAAUCAAACUUCCCAUUGUUCGGGAUCAAGCUAAAUUCCAGAACAGCAGAAAAUGAGAAAAACAAAAAUCCUCUCACAGUCCCAAGCAUCCAGUUUCACUGGAAGACUUUUGUAGCAGGCCACACAGAGAGUGACAUCUUUUGGCUGAACCAGACCCAUGCCAUCCAGAGGAUGACCUAUAUGGAGAUGUCGGAACGGUCCCAGGGAAAUGAUGACAAACAACAGUCUCAAAGUACAGGAAAAAUCUUGAUUCUAAACUGUCAAACUAGAGGAUUGCAUUGGCUGUCAUCCAUUCAGACGAUCCAGGAAAGUCCAAUACCACUGAAGUUAUCUUGGGUGUGGACUGAAAAUGGUACAACUCAUAGUUAUGAUCACUACCAAGCGAAUGCUCAAGGACAACAGUUGAACUCUUUUUCUGUAAAUGUGGAUUCACAGUUUCAAAGGUGGUUUCAUUGUUGUUGGCAAAGUAAGAGUUUGAAGAAUUGCAAUAAUAGGGUUGAUUUUAGGAUGAAAGAUUAUAAAUUUAACUCUUUUGAAAAUUCCUCCAUAGGUCUGAAGAACAAUGUUAAACAGUUAGAUAACAGAGUGGAGUUAAAGAGAAGACAGACUAGAGACUUGGAUCCCUCUCAGGGAAUAAUGGAGUUGGGAAGAUAUGUCAGUGGGGUAGUAUGGGCUAACACAGGAGGAGAGGCUGUUUUUCCUUGCAUUCUUGAUUUGGAUUGCCCAAAUACAGCUCUCUCCAAUCGUAGGAAUGAUUGGUUUCACAACUCAGAUUUGGUCAUUGCAUCAGAGGAACAGGGAGUCAUGUAUGGCAUAUGGGGAAAGGGAGUAUCCUAUACAAACCCAGAUAAUCCAUUGGAUAUUUCCUUUAAACUACAUGAAGUUUCCCCUGCUGAUGAAGGACCCUAUGAAGGGACCUAUGCUAUAGAUGGUAUUGGGAUAGCAAAAUGCAUCUAUACACUGAAAGUUGGCAGUCCACUUAAUGACACACAAUCGUCUUAACACAUGUUGUGGGGCUAAAAUCCAGAGAACCUUACACCUUACCACAGACCAUACGAUGGAAAAGAUUGUCUGCAUAUGUAUUUCCUUAUUACUAACUUUCUUCCAACUAGUUUUACCUUUACCUUUUUCUAAUCAGACAUGGAUUAAGUAAAUAGAAGCACUGAUUCAGUCCCGAAAAAAAAAAGAAACCAUCAUUAAAUCCUCACAGCACAAAUACAUGUUCUUCUAGAA